AUGGAGGCCGACUCCUUGCUGGGCUCGGCCGUCUCCAGAAAAUUCUCGGGCUACGGCAACGCGCCCUGGCCCGGCACGGUGACGCGCGGCCCCGACGACAAAGGGAUGUAUUGCGUGGCUUGGGUGGAUCCGAGAGAUAGGGCCGUCGUCGACCACCAGUGGCACAAGCGUCGUGACGUCGAGGGCUGGGUCACGCGGCGCGGGCCCGCUGUCGUUGCGGCGCCGGCGCCGGCGCCCGCGGCGAGCGUCGAUGCCCUCUUCGACGAGGAGGACGACGCCGCGCCCGCGCCCGUGAAGGCGUCGGAGCGGCCGGCGCCCGUCGCGGCCGCGCCGCCAUCGCAGCCCCGCCCGAAGAAGAAGGCCAAGAAGGCGUCGUCCGUCGGCGAGCAGGCGCUCGCGCGGGCCGAGGCCGUCUGGGCUUCCGCGCCGGCGCCGGCGCCGCGGCCGAAGAAGGUCGCGUCGAAGGCGGCCGCGGCCGCGGCGCCCGCGCCCGUCAAGAAGCGGCCGUCGCCGCCGCCGCGGCCGCCGCCGAAGGAGGAGGAGGCCGCGCUCGAGUGCGUCCCGCGCAAGACGCCGAAACCGGCGCCCGCGCCGGCACCAGCGCCGGGCCCGCCGCCCCUCGCGGCGUCGUUCGCCGCGCCAGUGCGGCCCAGCGCGCGCGCGCCGGCCCCGGCGGCCGCCGCCGCGCCGAUCCCGCGCCCGAAGGCGACCCCGGCGGCGACAGUCGCGCUGUCAGGCCGACCGACGCCGGGUGGGGCACCGCCGUACGGAUUCAGCGCGAAGCCGCCCAAAACGCCCCUCGGGAAGGCGCCGCCCGACGCUGCCUUCUGGGGCACCGACGCGCAGAGCAAGGCGCUGGGGCUGGCACCCGGGCUGCCGCCGAUGGCGCCGCCGCCCGACGCUGCCUUCUGGGCCGCCGCGCGCGGUGAGGGCCAGAAGCCGCGGGCCGCCGCGCCGCCGGCCGCGGACCCGCGGGCGCGGAAGCGGGCGAAGAAGGUCUCGGCGAAGGCGCUGCAGGCGGCCGCGGCGGACGCCGCGGCGCCGGCGCCGGCGCAGCGCGGCGGCCUCGGCGGCUUAGGAAGCUACGGCGCGCCGGCGCCGGGUCGUAUUACAAUUCAGGUCCUCGGCCCCCGCGCUCUCGAAGAGGAGACCUGCGUGGUGAAUUCGACGGCGGCAUUGCGUGAAUUGUUCAAGGCCCAUGCGACGCGCAAAGGCUUCGAAGUGGAUGCGCUGCACUUCUCGGUUGGUAAUCUCAGCUCGCCGGCGCUCACGGGCAACGAGACGCCAGCGAGCCUCGGCCUCGUAGAUGGUAGCGAGAUCAUUGUCGCGAGAUGUGCGCCGCCGGCGCCAGCACGGAGCGGCGGCCUCGGCGGCUUAGGAAGCUACGCGCCACCAGGCGGCGCCACGGCCGCGCCGGCAGCCGCGCAGCCGGCGCGGAGCGGCGGCCUCGGCGGCCUCGGGAGCCACGCGCCGCCGGCGCCGGCGCGCGGCGGCCUCGCCGGCCUCGCGAGCUACGCGCCGCCGCCGGCGGGCGCCGCCCGCAUCCCCAAGCGCGAGCGGUCGCCGCGCGCCGCGCCGGCCGAGGGCUCGGCGCACGAGCGGCGCAUGCUGCGCCAGAAGGACAAGGCCCGCCGCAAGAAGUCGAAGUUCUCGCCGCCCGUCGAGGGCCCGUUCUUGGCCGCCUAUGGCCCCGGCGACGCGGGAACUACGACUCAGGUCGGCGCCUCUGGUAGUUACGGCCCCAUCGCCUCGGAGACUUAUGGUCCGGGCGGCGCGGCGCCCGUCGUCCCUUCCGCAGAACCGCCCAGCUUACAAACGGUGGGCUGGGCCCGGCUGCAGCCGGCUUCAACGGAGAAGGACGGCGACGACAGUGGCUGGGGCCCGAAGACGUUCCCGCGCGCGCCGGAUACGAAUAUCGGCGAGGUGUUGAGGGUCGUCUCGGUGCCAAGCGUCGUCGUGGGGUUGAUUGUCGGCGGCAAGGGGUCGAACUUAGAUAGGCUGCGGCGUUUGUACGGAAACACGCAGACUAGAAUAGCGGACCGCGACGAGCCCUCGACUCUUGGCUGUAAUAGAAGGAGGCGCAUCGCGUUCACGGGCGCGCCCGAGGCUAUUGAUGCGUGCAUCGAGGACGUGACGCAGACGCUCGCCGGCCAAUCGGCGAAGACGGGCCUGCCGCACACGAUCGAGGCAUGCGCGCCGCCACCAACUGGCUGGCCGACGGACGCCCUCUCGGGGCCCCUGGGCCACCGGGAGCUGAGCACGAGCAUCCCGGCGCCCUUCCUGCCCGGCGCGGCGGCGGCGGCGGCCGCCGGCGGCCUGAACCCGGCGACGGGCCUGCCGCACACGGCCGCCUAUCUGAAAAAGGCGGCGGCGGGCGUCGUGCCGACGUACGGCCCGGACGGCAACGCCGCGGUGGCCGCGGGCACCUACGGGCCCGCGGGCAUGGGCGCCGCGCCGGCGGCGCCGGUCCCCGGCGACAAUAGGUUACCGGGCCAGCGUUUGGUGGACGCCUUGUACGACUGGCUCGUCGCGAAUAAUAGAGAUGGCAUCGAUCCCACGUUUAUGACGGAGUUCCACGACGCGUGUCCGGGGCACCGCGCGAAGAAGUGCAAGGGCACGGGCAUCAAGCGAACGAUCACGCAGUUUGGUGGCGACAAGUUAAGAUGGGCCCACGCGCCGGGCGGCAAGGGUAAUGGGCGCGUGGUCGUGGUCGGCCGCGAACAACAUGGAGACGACUUCCGGGCGCCCGAGGACGCGGGCGCGUACGGCCCCGGCGGGCCAGCGACGGAGACGGCGUUCCCCCAGACGUACUCGUAUGGCACCGGGAUCAAGAAGCUCGCCCCUGGCAGUCCUGCCCUCGUGCUGACCGGGAGCCUCGCGCCGUCCAAUCCCAAUAGGUUACCAUUGGCAAAUAACGCCCAGGGCUGGGCCGGGCCGGAGGAACCCACCACGGAAACUGCGCCGGUGCUCCAACACCACCCCGCCGUGCGGCGCAACGUCGUUUUGUUGGAUUUAGAUCAAACUUUAGUGCACGUGCUCCCUUCCAAGGUUUUUCCGGGCAACGCCGACAUGCUCGCGGAGGGCGUCUGCAGGCUCCAGGCGUCGCAAAACCACGAGGACCAGGGUUUGGAUCUGAUGGUGGCCGUGCGCAAGGGCGCGUCAGAUUUAAUCUGGGCGCUGCGGAACGCGGGCAACGUGGAUUUGAGGAUCGUGACGAUGAACUUGGAGGGCGCGGGCGUCAUCAGGGCCAUCGCGGACCACCUCGAUGGCUUAGCUUCUGCCAAUAUCGGGAACGCCGCCUACUACUCGGCGAUAUCCUUGAUCUGGCGGGACCUGCCUGUCACGGUCAUCGACGCGGAAGCUCGACAAAGAUAUAGGGAGACGGGGAUGCCCCAGAAGUCGUUGCCGGCGGACCUGUCGCUGUCGCUGAUCGCGGACGAUCGUCUAGCGAUCGUGGACGACACGCCGGGGAUGUGGGCGCACGAAUUACAAGGGAGGGUCGUGCGCGUCGCGCCGUACGCGGUGAACGCGUCCUUCACGCCGGAGGCGCUGGCGUUCGAGAUUGGACCGCCCCACCCGUAUUUGGCCAAACUCACGCGGGACUUCUCGUCCGUCCUGAACGCGCGGGGGCGGGUCUGGCCGCUCCCGGGCUACACCGCGACGUCGGUCCAACACUGGAAUCCUACCGCGGUCCCGGCUGGGUACGCCGCGCCAGGCCCGGGCUAGAAUGUUUAAAUGUGACAUGAAUAAAA
Molecule: messenger RNA, 3752 nt
Organism: Pelagomonas calceolata
Lineage: Eukaryota; Pelagophyceae; Pelagomonadales; Pelagomonadaceae
Source: the annotation of a GenBank genome assembly